AUGUCAUCUUAUAACUUUCAAAAAGAUAUUCCAUCUAAAGAUGAAUGGCAAGAGAAUAAAAAUGAUAAUAAUUGUAUAGAUAAAUACUUCAUGCUUAAUGUCAGCAAAGAUGCCACUAGUGGUAGUGGUGUUGGUGAUGAUUUGGAUGUUCAUUCUAUUCCUUUUAAUGGUGAUUCAAUUGAUGAAGAAUUAGAAGAGAAUGAAAAUGAAGAGUUACGAGAGAAUGAAGAGGAAUAUGGAAAUGAGGAUGAAUAUGACUAUGUUUAUAUGGGAUUUGAUUACUCUUUGAAUGUUUAG
Vicia faba (fava bean) is the source of this 297-nucleotide messenger RNA. The record is from the annotation of a GenBank genome assembly. Lineage: Eukaryota; Viridiplantae; Streptophyta; Magnoliopsida; Fabales; Fabaceae.